AUGUCACCCAUUUUUGAGCUUGACGUUCACUUUAUUUUUUUUUCUACCAUCACUUUUCAUCUUUACAAUAACAUCUUUCGACCUGAUUUUCCGUCAUUAUCUUUUUAUCUUCUUUUUUUUCUUCUUUCAUGUCAUUUCUUUCUUUCUCUCUCUCUCUCUCUCUCUCUUUCUCUCUCUCUCUCUCCAAAUGUCAGUUCUUCUCGUCUUCUUUCAUGUCAUUUCUCUCUCUCACUCUUUCUUACUCUCUCUCUCCAAAUGUCAGUUCUUUUCGCCUUCUUUCAUGUUCUCUCUCUCUCUCUCUCUCUCUCUCUCUCUCUCUCUCUCUCCAAAUGUCAGUUCUUUUCGCCUUCUUUCAUGUCAUUUCUUUCUCCCACCCUCUCUCUCUCCCUCCCUCCCUCCAAAUGUCAGUUCUUCUCGCCUUCUUUCAUGUCAUUUCUCUCUCCCUCCCUCCCCCUCCAAAUGUCAGUUCUUCUCGCCUUCUUUCAUGUCAUUUCUCUCUCUCUCUCUCCCUCCCUUCCUCCAAAUGCCAGUUCUUUUCGCCUUCUUUCAUGUCAUUUUCGUUUCUUAAUCUAA
Molecule: messenger RNA, 573 nt
Organism: Acanthosepion pharaonis
Lineage: Eukaryota; Metazoa; Mollusca; Cephalopoda; Sepiida; Sepiidae
Source: the annotation of a GenBank genome assembly